AACUUACCGUAGCAACCAAAGUAAAUAAGUCUGAUUGUUGCCGUGGCAGAAAAUUGAAUAAAUCUUGAAUUUACUUAUCAUAAAAGUCUCAUAAUUUCCAAUUGAUCGGAAAAAUGUUUUGGGGAUUCUGUGAAGCUAGAGAUCUAUAUAGUGAAUAUGAAUCAAUGCUAAAGGCAUCAAACACUAACGAUGAAAAUAAAGAUGUGCUGAAUAUUCUUCUGUAUGGGAGCGGUGAUCCUCGCUUAAUUUUGAAAACAAUUGCUAAAUCCUACAAGCACGGUGUCAAAAUAAAUUUUUACGUUGUCGAAGGUUGUCUCGAGAUAUUGGCAAGAAAUGUCCUUUUAUUGAAUGUUGCACUGGAACCGCCGACCGAAUUUUCAUUGAAAGGAAAAACGCAAACGUUCAUGGACCUGUACGGCAAUUCAUUACUGAGACCAAUUUCUCACAGUUAUAUGUGCAGCAAAGCCAAACAUUUUCUGAAUGUAAUUACUGAUUUGGAUUAUGGAAAAGAAAAGAUUCCAAUCCUAAACUUCGAUCAAUUAAAAUAUUGCGAACGCGACGCUUUGGAAAACAUUUUUUCAUUCUGGUUGGAACGGAAAGGAAACGUUUUCAAUAUAACGAAUUACUGGGAGAAUAGAAACCGAAACCUGUUGAAAAAUCGCUACGACAAUCGUCAUGGAGUCUUUGAUUGGGAUUUACAAAUGAGAUUGAAAGACAACGGUGUGGAACAAAUUUGCAGCCAGGAAUACAAACAUUGGCGCGAUGUUGGUGUCGCUUUCGUUUUUCCCGAGUACGAACAGGCAAUGCCCAAUAAAACACUAGCCGCAGACUUAUGUCGCAAUGGAACGGUUUAUCGACAUAGGGGAUAUGUGGGUGACAUAACGGUCGGUCCAUUUACAACAUUUGGUUUGAAAUGUGAUGAUGCAAAUUUGUUGCGGUCAGAGCAUGGGGCAAAUUUCUUUCGAGCUUCGGAUGUGACGGAAAGAAAUGUGUUCGAGAUUAUGUUUGAAAUACAGGAGAAAAAGAAGUAUGAAAGUAACCGCAAUGACUUGCAUCAAUUCGGGACAACAAUUUUGGACAUGGGAACAACAAUGCCUACUGUAAAUCCUGAGUGCAAUGAAAUCGAUUUACGAAAAUAUGAAGAGCGUAUACUGCCGGUGGAUGAUAUUACGAUAACUUUCUUACCUCGCGAUGACAUACAGGCCAUACAAAACCGUGCAAAUUUCAAUGGAUUCUUCGACAUUAUCUUCGUAUCCAGAAAUUAUUUCCCAUUUCUGAAGGAAGAUUUCAUUAACAUUUUAAAUGAGAAUGCUUUGGUAAUGUUUGAAACUUGGCAGUAUUCUACGUUGCGUAAAGACCAAAUUGCCGAAGAUCUGAAGAAAAUCAAGGAUUAUGCCAAACUGCUGAACUUAACACCAGUUACAAACUACGCCAUUAAUAGGCCUCUCCCAGUGGUAAAGUAUAAGAAAUGUUGAUUGAAAUAUUAAAGAGUUUUUAAUAAAAAUGUUCCUUUGCACAAGACGUGUCUGAGAACUAACAAAUAUUCAAUUAAGUCA
Messenger RNA from Bradysia coprophila, 1556 nucleotides. It is a transcript of the gene Dnaaf3, whose product is annotated as Dynein axonemal assembly factor 3. Gene Ontology annotation, biological process: motile cilium assembly; axonemal dynein complex assembly. The record is from RefSeq and is a predicted model, not a curated record. Lineage: Eukaryota; Metazoa; Arthropoda; Insecta; Diptera; Sciaridae.